Messenger RNA from Benincasa hispida (wax gourd), 1943 nucleotides. The record is from RefSeq and is a predicted model, not a curated record. Lineage: Eukaryota; Viridiplantae; Streptophyta; Magnoliopsida; Cucurbitales; Cucurbitaceae.
GCGAGUACGCGGGUGGUACGUUCGAUCCCCGGCAUCGGCGUUUUUAUUAUUUUUUUUUUCCUUCUUACGUGACGGUGCGACGGUACAAUCGAGCAGAUACCUGAAAAUCAUUGCAAAGAAUCCGUAAAUAAGCCAUCUCAUCUGCCCAACAUCAGUCCACCAUUCACCUGCCUGCUAAAUCUUGAAUUUCUUGUAGAUUUUCAAUUUCCCGUUGAUCCUUUUUUUAUUUCUGCAUCUGGGUCCUUUGGUUAUGGCGUUCCAUGUGUUUUCAUCCACAAAAUUGGGUUGAAAAUAGGUUACUUCACUUCCAUUUCUUGUGCUUUUAUCUGGGUUUUCUUUCGUUUUACCGUUCAGCAGAAGAGUAUGUUUGUAGUUUUCCAAGAUUAACUUCUUGAAGUUGAAGUUUUUUGUUGAAUGGAAUGGAGCUUUACUUUGAUCGAACUCUAUCUUUGUUCUGUGGAAAACUUUUGUUCUGGAUUGGGUGCUCCAUGCGAAAAAACUGGCAAAAUUAUUACAUUAGUUGAUUCUGCAUAAGAAAUCGAGGCAUUGGCUACUUCAAUUUUCUACCCUCUGCUGUUGAUAGCAGGGGACUACGAUCCAUGGAUGCCUCACGAGAUCUGUUAUUUACUGUUCCGGAUCCACAUUUUCGAAACAUCGUCGAAUACUUAAUGUAGAAGGAUAUUCAUUAUGGUAGGGGUAAAGAAGAGAGGCCAUGGAAAUCGUUCUUGGAUAAAGAUUGAUAAGGAAGGGAACUCAGAGGUUUUGGAACUUGAGAAGGCUACGAUAAUGAGACAUUGUUCUUUACCUUCUAGAGAUAUGCGACUUUUGGAUCCUCUCUUCCUUUGUCCAUCCACAAUUCUUGGAAGGGAGAAGUCAAUUGUUGUCAGUCUUGAGCAAAUUCGGUGUAUAAUCACAUCUGAUGAGGUUUUUUUAAUGAACUCCUUAGAUGGAUGUGCUGCACAGUACAAGUCAGAAUUAUGCAAGCGUUUGCAGGCAAAUAAAGACCAAUCAGAUGAUUUGCCCUUUGAAUUUAGGGCUAUGGAGCUGGCUCUGGAACUUACUUGCUCACUUCUUGACACUCAGGUGAAAGGGAUGGAAAUGGAGAUAUACCCUCUACUGGAUGAUUUAGCAUCUUCAAUAAGCACCCUUAAUCUUGAAAGAGUUCGAAGAUUUAAAGGCAACCUUCUGACCUUGACUCAACAAGUGCAAAAGGUGCGUGAUGAAAUUGAACAUCUGAUGGAUGAUGAUGGUGAUAUGGCUGAGAUGUAUCUAACAGAGAAGAAACAAAGAUUGGAGGCAAACAUCAGAAGUAACUCGUAUUUGGAAGCUAAUUUCUUUGGGAAACAGCUACCAAAAUCAGCUCCUGUUUCGCCAGUGGGUUCUGCCAAUGGAACUUACAAAUUACAAAGGGCUUUUAGCAGUAUUGUGAACUCUAGCAGCUUGAUAAGUUCAUCAACCAGCGGAGAUAACAUUGAACAAUUGGAGAUGCUGCUCGAAGCAUACUUUGUGGUCAUUGAUGACAUGCUCAGUAAAUUGUUAUCGCUCAAAGAAUCUAUAGAUGACACAGAAGAUCUGAUCAACAUUAAACUGGGCAACGUUCAGAACCAGCUGAUACAAUUUCAGUUGCUAUUUACUGCAGCUACAUUCUUGGCUACAAUGUUUGCAGCUUUAACAGCGGUUUUUGGCAUGAAUUUUGUCGACAAUGUCUUCGAGCAUCCGACUUCUUUCCAGUUGAUAGUUUACUUGACCUUGAUUGCCUGUGGUCUUGUGUAUUUCGGUUUUCUAUUAUAUUUUAGGUACAAGAAAAUAUUCCCACUGUAAUUGAGCUAAGAGAAUAUAUACCUCUCUGCAAAUGGAACUAAGAUUUGAAAAUGGUAUGUCGUGUAAAUAUUUCCUGUGAAAAUCAUAUUUGUGUGAAACUAGUUGUUUUACGUUUUUAGUCA